UGAAUGCUGAAAAAAAAUGACAGAAUUGACAGUCUGUCACAGUAAGAGGAAAUGUCUUGUGAAAAUUUACCGGAGUUAUUAAUCGAAAAACUAAGCCUUGGUCAAAAUUUAUUAGAGAAAUUACACAAUUUAAGCCACAUAAAUGGAGUCAAUAAAUUAAAGCGAAAAAUUAAUCAAGAAUUAAAUUUUCUUAAAAAGAAAAAGUUCAAUAACACAAUUCGUAUUGAAAACAUUCAAUGUACAAAUUUAAAUCAUUUUGUAGCGGUUGUUGAUACAUUGAAUCGAACACCGAACUGUGUUGAAGUUGAUAAAACUUUCGGUUUUAAUGAUCGAAAGUUAUCAGUGGAUAUUGUAUCACAUAAUGGAUUCAUUUGGAUAAAAGUAAUUGCACGAAAUUCGAAAUCAUUAUUGCAGGCUGUUGAAGGUGAUACAAGUUACGGUACUAAAUCUAUUGUAGAUCAUGCUGAUGAUUUUCUAGAAUGUGCUAAAUUGUAUCCAGUUUGUUUUCAAAAUCCAAAAGUUAUAUUUCAUUUUUCACAAGGAAUUACACCAGAACUUUUGAAUGUAUUACAAACUACUGAAAUUACCGUAACAACAAAUGAAAAUUUUGUGGAUAUAAUUGAAAAAUUACAAUUAAAUAAACCGAUAAAUCAAGAAAUUUAUGUAAAUAAUUUUUGUAAUUUAGCUACAAAGAAAUUAAAUUUAGAUGUAUCGUCCAUGAUUGCGUAUGUGAGUAAUUUAACGAAUGGAUAUUGUAAUUAUAUCUACAAAGAGGCUUUAUUAACACAACAAGCUCAAUGGGAAGCUGAACGACCCGUAAAACCUAUACUGGACAAGUUAUUUAACGGAAGGCAAUUAUUAUGUUGUGAAACUGCCUUAAAUGAUUUUAAAAGUAUAAUCGAAACCGUUGGAGGUGAAACUGAAAAAUGUAGGGCCAAAGAAUUGAUAGACCGAUUAUGUGUUUUGUCCAGUGAUGUUGUAGAAACAGCAAUUGAAAAACAUGAUAUUAAACUUGGUGGAAAAAUUAAAAAACGUUCGCUUCUUGUGUUUGAGUUUGGAAAUCAAAUUCAAUCCGUCACAGUUACAGCAAAUGAAGGUUUCGUUCGUUCAGUUAAACAACAGGGUGUUGAAUAUGCUGUUUUUAUUCAUGAAUCUCGAGCUUUAACCGAACAGAAAGAGAAGACGGCUACUAAACGAAUUUAAUAAAACCUACAAGUAUU
Messenger RNA from Chrysoperla carnea, 1220 nucleotides. Its product is annotated as UPF0415 protein C7orf25 homolog. The transcript is spliced from 5 exons. Bases 52 to 1203 code for a protein of 383 amino acids. Lineage: Eukaryota; Metazoa; Arthropoda; Insecta; Neuroptera; Chrysopidae. The record is from RefSeq and is a predicted model, not a curated record.